This is a messenger RNA of Hirundo rustica (Barn swallow), 1359 nucleotides long. RefSeq names its product glyceraldehyde-3-phosphate dehydrogenase (gene GAPDH). Gene Ontology annotation, biological process: glucose metabolic process. Gene Ontology annotation, molecular function: NADP binding; NAD binding; oxidoreductase activity, acting on the aldehyde or oxo group of donors, NAD or NADP as acceptor. The transcript is spliced from 12 exons. NCBI's taxonomy places the organism in Eukaryota, Metazoa, Chordata, Aves, Passeriformes, Hirundinidae. Bases 124 to 1125 code for a protein of 333 amino acids. The record is from RefSeq and is a predicted model, not a curated record.
CGGCGGGGCGGGCCCGCGCCCUACCCUCACGCGGCUAUAAAGGGCGGCGGAGAGGCGCUGCGCCACCUCCUCACUGUGCGCCGGGCGGUUCGGAGGCAGCAGGAACAUCCCGAAGCGGCAAAGAUGGUGAAAGUUGGAGUCAAUGGAUUUGGCCGCAUCGGCCGCCUGGUCACCCGGGCUGCCGUCCUCUCUGGCAAAGUCCAAGUGGUGGCCAUCAACGAUCCCUUCAUUGAUCUGAACUACAUGGUUUACAUGUUCAAAUAUGACUCUACUCAUGGCCACUUCCGGGGCACUGUCAAGGCUGAGAAUGGGAAACUUGUGAUCAAUGGAAAUGCUAUCACCAUCUUCCAGGAGCGUGACCCCAGCAACAUCAAAUGGGCAGAUGCUGGUGCUGAGUAUGUUGUGGAGUCCACUGGUGUCUUCACCACCAUGGAGAAGGCUGGGGCUCACCUGAAGGGUGGUGCCAAGCGUGUGAUCAUCUCUGCUCCCUCUGCUGAUGCUCCCAUGUUCGUGAUGGGCGUCAACCAUGAGAAGUAUGACAAGUCUCUGAAAAUUGUCAGCAAUGCUUCCUGCACUACUAACUGCUUGGCGCCCUUGGCCAAGGUCAUCCAUGACAACUUCGGCAUCGUGGAGGGUCUCAUGACCACUGUCCACGCCAUCACAGCCACACAGAAGACAGUGGAUGGGCCCUCUGGGAAGCUCUGGAGGGAUGGCAGAGGUGCUGCUCAGAACAUUAUCCCAGCGUCUACUGGAGCUGCUAAGGCUGUGGGAAAAGUCAUUCCUGAGCUCAAUGGGAAACUUACUGGAAUGGCUUUCCGUGUGCCAACCCCUAAUGUCUCCGUUGUGGACCUGACCUGCCGUCUGGAAAAACCAGCCAAGUAUGAUGACAUCAAGAGGGUAGUGAAGGCUGCUGCUGAUGGGCCCCUGAAGGGCAUCCUGGCAUACACAGAGGACCAGGUUGUCUCCUGUGACUUCAAUGGUGACAGCCAUUCCUCCACCUUUGAUGCGGGUGCUGGCAUUGCACUGAACGACCAUUUUGUCAAGCUGGUUUCCUGGUAUGAUAAUGAAUAUGGAUACAGCAACCGUGUUGUGGACUUGAUGGUCCACAUGGCAUCCAAGGAGUAAGCUGAGCACACAGCCCCCCCUGCUGCCUAGGGAAGCAGGACUCUCCUUUGUUGGAGCCCCUGCCCUUGUUCACCACCGCUUAGCUCUGCAUCCUGCAGUGAGAGGCCAGUUCUGUUCCCUUGUCUCCCCCACUCCUCCAACUUCUCCCCGAGCCUGGGGGAGGUGGAGAGGCUGAUAGAAACUGAUCUGUUUGUGUACCACCUUACAUCAAUAAAAGUGAUCACCAUCUGAAAA